Prorocentrum cordatum is the source of this 725-nucleotide messenger RNA. The record is from the annotation of a GenBank genome assembly. Lineage: Eukaryota; Dinophyceae; Prorocentrales; Prorocentraceae.
AAAGCUUCGGCGCGGGCGUCCAAGGGGCUCCUCAUCGCGCGUCCUCCUUCUCGGUCUCGACUGUAGGCCCGAACCUUCUGCUGCACUCUUCGGCCCAGAUCGACCUGUGAUGGCCCCAGGGCCCGGAACGAGGCAGGAUCGCCCACUGCGCAGAAGACUGCGACGCGCGGCUCUCAGGCUCCCCGCGCCUCCCGCGCCCGCCGCCCCGCGGGGCCUGCGCGCAUGGCCGGCGGAUGGCGGCGGGGACCGCCGGGAAGCGCCCGCCCCGCCGCGUGGCGCCGCCGGACAUCCGGGAGGGCCAUGGCGUGGCGCGGAUGGGCCUGGCAGGCUUCAUGUGCGACCCCGGCGGCGCGCAGCGCGGUUGUCGGGAGGCCGCGGCCGCGUGCAGGCGCGGGCGCGGCGGUGCCCUGGCGCCCAUGCCUCAGGCUGUCUCCUCCUCCUGCUUCUAGGGAGAAGCCAGAGAGCAUGAUCAGCCUGAGGCACUGGCCGCCGUUCCUCUCCGACGGCACGGGGCCCCACGGCGCGCGCCACGAGGACUUCGAGGCCUGGCACGCGGAGCUGGCCGUUGCGCGCAAGGCGGCGCGCCUGCGGCGGCGCGCGCACCGGGCGGAGGCGCGGAGCGCCGUCGCGGAGGUGCGGGGCGCGGAGGCCUGGGAGCGAGAGCACCUGGCCCGGGCGUCCUCGGCGCCGGCGCUGGGGGCCGCGCCCGCGGCCGCGCCGGGAAG